AUGACCCAUUUACAAGCUGGACUUAGUCCAGAGACUAUAGAGAAAGCCCGCCUGGAACUGAAUGAAAACCCAGACAUUUUGCACCAGGAUAUCCAGCAAGUCAGGGACAUGAUCAUCACGAGGCCUGACAUUGGGUUUUUACGUACAGAUGAUGCCUUCAUCUUGAGAUUUCUCCGAGCCAGAAAGUUUCACCAAACUGAGGCCUUCAGACUGCUGGCUCAGUACUUCCAAUACCGCCAAUUAAAUCUGGAUAUGUUCAAAAACUUCAAGGCUGAUGAUCCAGGAAUCAAACGGGCUCUGACAGAUGGGUUUCCGGGAGUACUGGAAAAUCGCGACCACUGUGGCAGGAAGAUUCUUCUGCUUUUUGCAGCCAACUGGGAUCAGAGUAGGAACUCCUUCAUAGAUAUCCUUCGGGCUAUUCUACUUUCCUUGGAAGUACUCAUUGAAGAUCAGGAGCUUCAGAUAAAUGGCUUCAUUCUAAUUAUAGACUGGAGCAACUUCUCCUUCAAGCAAGCCUCCAAGCUGACACCAUCUAUCCUCAAACUGGCCAUUGAAGGGUUACAGGACAGCUUUCCUGCACGUUUUGGAGGAGUACAUUUUGUCAAUCAGCCCUGGUACAUCCAUGCCCUGUACACGCUAAUCAAACCGUUCCUCAAAGACAAGACAAGGAAAAGGAUCUUUCUUCACGGUAACAACCUGAACAGCCUUCACCAGCUAAUACACCCUGAAUGCCUGCCCUCUGAAUUUGGGGGGACUCUGCCUCCCUACGACAUGGGGACGUGGGCUCGAACAUUAUUGGGUCCCGACUACAGCGAUGAGAACGAGUAUACCCACACCUCCUACAACGCCAUGCAUGUGAAGCACGCGUCCUCCAACCUGGAGAGGGAGGCCUCCCCCAAACCCAUGAAAAGGUCCCAGUCUGUGGUGGAAGCCGGCACGCUGAAACACGAGGACCAGGGGGAAAGUGAGAACACCCAGCCGCUGCUGGCUCUGGACUGA
Messenger RNA from Poecile atricapillus (Black-capped chickadee), 999 nucleotides. RefSeq names its product clavesin 1 (gene CLVS1). The record is from RefSeq and is a predicted model, not a curated record. Gene Ontology annotation, molecular function: phosphatidylinositol bisphosphate binding. The transcript has 5 exons. NCBI's taxonomy places the organism in Eukaryota, Metazoa, Chordata, Aves, Passeriformes, Paridae. Gene Ontology annotation, cellular component: membrane. The coding region runs from base 1 to 999 and encodes 332 amino acids.